This is a messenger RNA of Xiphophorus maculatus (southern platyfish), 1688 nucleotides long. RefSeq names its product inward rectifier potassium channel 16-like (gene kcnj16a). NCBI's taxonomy places the organism in Eukaryota, Metazoa, Chordata, Actinopteri, Cyprinodontiformes, Poeciliidae. Gene Ontology annotation, cellular component: plasma membrane. Gene Ontology annotation, biological process: regulation of monoatomic ion transmembrane transport; potassium ion import across plasma membrane. Bases 87 to 1373 code for a protein of 428 amino acids. Gene Ontology annotation, molecular function: inward rectifier potassium channel activity. The record is from RefSeq and is a predicted model, not a curated record. The transcript has 2 exons.
GGUGACUGCUCUGAGAAUCUCUGGAACCUGGGACACAGAGUCCUGCAGCUGGCUGAGAAUUUCCCUGUGCAACACGAUUCUGAAAAAUGCCUAAAUAUCUAUCCGUGAACCCCUUUGAAGAAGUCAGUGUGAAGACAGAAAAUGGACCUCGCUCGAAGAAACAACGCUACAUACGCAAAGAGGGCAGUUGUAGUGUGGUGUUUCGGCAUGUCCCAGAAGAGUGGCUGCUUUUUGUCAAUGACAUCUUUACCACCUUAGUUGAGAUCAGAUGGAGGGUGAUGUUCCUGAUCUUCGCAUCGUCUUACAUCCUUUCCUGGCUCUUUUUUGGGAUACUCUUCUUCAUCAUUGCUUUGGCUCAUGGAGACAUCAAAGACCACAAUAAAGACCCUUGUGUAUAUGAGGUGCAUAGCUUCACAGCCGCUUUCCUCUUUUCUCUGGAAACCCAGACCACCAUUGGUUAUGGCUUCAGAGGAAUGUCUGAGAACUGCAUGAUUGCUAUCAUCAUCGUCACCAUACAGGAUGUCAUCAGCUGCUUCAUCGACACUUUUGUCAUCGGGAUUGUGGUGGCCAAAAUGGCUUCGGCCAGAAAGAGGGCGCAGACAGUUGGCUUCAGCAACCAUGCAGUUGUCAACCUCCGUGACGGGCAUCUGUGUCUUUCCUGGAGGGUUGGGGAUUUCCGCAGGUACCACAUGGUGGAGGGAUCAGCCUCCGCUCAGAUUCUCCACACCACUGUGCAAGCAACCGGGGAAGUUAAUAUUACCUAUGAAGACCUGGCCAUCCACCAAAAGGACAUUAUCUUGGUCACACCGACCACAGUUUUCCACAGAAUUGAACCUGGAAGCCCAUUGUACAAGAUGAGUUUGGAAGAUUUGCGAAAAGCAGACUUUGAACUGGUGGUGUCCUUCACCUAUACAGAUGACUCCACAGGCAUGCUGCAUCAGACAAGGACAUCGUACACAACAGAUGAGAUCCUCUGGGGUCAUCUUUUCCAGGAGAUGAUCAGGGUGAACAAGAAAUACUACAAGGUGGAUUACAACCUGUUCAAUAACACAGCUAAAGUGCUGGUACCUGUGGUCAGUGCUGAGGAGUAUGAGCAGAAGAAGAACGAAAAGGAGGAGCAGGAGGAGCAGAAGCAGCUUCGGCGUUCUGCUCGACCUUCUCCUAGACAUUCCCCAAGGUGUUCCCCACAGCCAUCUUCACGAUCGCCGCAGAAAUGUGAUCAAGAGAAUCGUCUGAAUGCCCCAACAGUAACGGUGGAACUUAUGCAAGACAACCAACCAGAACCAAAUCUUCCCACAAUGGAAGCCGAAAGUCAACAUCAAGACACUUUGACUGUGCUACGAGACCCCACAAUCACAGAAAAGGAUAAAUAAAAAAUUUACCAAUACACCCAACACUAACUGUGUGUAUGUGACAGAAUGCCAUCAGCAAAACUUAAGACAUUCCAAAAUAUAUUUCAUCACUCAACCAAAUUGUUUGUGGAGCAGAACAUUUUCACCAAGGGUGCUAAAAUUACAGAGGUUCUAGUGACUGACACAAUUUCUUCUCCUUUUUUUCCCCUUCUUCAACAAAGCCAAUCUGGUUGUGGUACCGCACUGCGCAAUAAAUUCAGGCUUGUUUCAUUUCUUUUUUUCUAUUUACUUUAGUGUACACACAAAAUGCGAAUAAACAUUAGACUUUCACAAAUA